This is a messenger RNA of Peromyscus californicus insignis, 2977 nucleotides long. It is a transcript of the gene Fbxo24, whose product is annotated as F-box protein 24. Gene Ontology annotation, molecular function: protein binding. The transcript has 10 exons. The record is from RefSeq and is a predicted model, not a curated record. Bases 902 to 2638 code for a protein of 578 amino acids. Lineage: Eukaryota; Metazoa; Chordata; Mammalia; Rodentia; Cricetidae.
CCCAGACCAAAUUUUAGAGACUACGAUAGAUCUCAAGAUCGUUGUUUUUUGUUUGUUUUGUUGAUUUUUUGGAAACAGUUUCUCUGGGUAUCCCUGGCUGUCCUGGAACUCGAUCUGUAGCCCACGCUGGCCUCGAACUCAGAGAUCCACCUGCCUCUGCCUCCAGAGUGCUGAGACUAAAGACGUGCGCCGCCACUGCCCGACUAAGAUCUUCGUUUUUUCAUAAGUGAGGAAACUGAUGCUGAGCAAAUCUCAGGCCUCCACAUGGGACUCUUUCCCCCACUUUCAUAAUGCACUUUGUCUAUUGGAAACCUCUUGUUUGAACCCGGGUGUACUGGCAUGAGCCUGCUGUGCCAGCAUUUGGGAAGAUAACACUUCCGGGUCAGGUCAUUCCAAGCCAGCCUGAACAUGAGACCCUUGUCUCAAAACUAAGGUUUUUUGUUUUUUGUUUUUUUUUUAACUUCUUGAGGUGAAAUGGAGUACAGAAAAGGAUCCCAAAUGGAAGAGGAAGUAAAAGAAUACCUUUUUUUUUUUUGAGAUUUAUUUAAUUUUUAAAGAAUGUUAGCAUUUAAUGAACCUCCCUGCCUGGCUUCCAGCCACUUGGAAACAGACACCCCCAACACCUUUGAUCUCCUCAGCUCUUCUGUUGCAGAAUUUGGUCUUUACGAUGAUAGACUGCUUAGCCAGCUUUCCCACCCCCAGAACUUGGUGGUAUCCCAGGAGCGGCUCCUGCCUUGGUUUUUGGCAACAUCACCUGAGUCUGCUCACGGAUCAGUGUCCACAGUUUAUCCAGGUGGACAGUUCGGCCGAAGCUCUGGUUCCUCUUUAAGUGGUAAUGACUCAUACCAGCUUUCCCAGAGUCACCUGGAUGAUUCUGUUGAAGUUGAUCCUGUGAUGAGGCAUGCCACUAGCAUCCCCUUUCUCCUCCUGGACGCUUCCGGUGAAGCGCAGCUGCCCUUCCUGCGGUCUGGAGGCCGGGAAUGAGAAGGAGAGAGGGAACCCUAUUUCUGUACAGUUGUUCCCCCCAGAGCUGGUGGAACACAUCGUCUCAUUCCUCCCCGUCAAAGAUGUUGUCGCCCUAGGCCAGACCUGCCACUACUUCCACGAAGUGUGUGAUGCCGAGGGCGUGUGGAGACGCAUCUGUCGAAGGCUCUGUCCACGCGUCCGUGACCAGGGCUCUGGUGCCCGGCCCUGGAAGAGAGCUGCCAUCCUUAACUAUACAAAGGGCCUGUAUUUCCAGGCCUUCGGAGGACGCCGCCGAUGUCUCAGCAAGAGUGUGGCCCCCAUGCUAGCCCAUGGCUACCGCCGCUUCUUACCCACGAAGGACCACGUGUUCAUUCUUGACUAUGUGGGGACCCUCUUCUUCCUCAAAAAUGCUCUGGUGUCCUCCACCCUUGGCCAGAUCCAGUGGAAGCGGGCCUGCCGCUAUGUGGUGUUGUGUCGAGGUGCUAAGGAUUUUGCCUCCGACCCAAGAUGUGACACAGUUUACCGGAAAUACCUCUACGUUUUGGCCACUCGGGAGCAGCCAGCAGUGGUGGGCACCACCGGCAGCCGGGCCUGCGACUGUGUGGAAGUCUAUCUGCAGUCCAGUGGGCAGCGGGUCUUCAAGAUGACAUUCCAUCCCUCCAUGAGCUUCAAGCAGAUCGUGCUGGUUGGCCAGGAGACCCAGCGGGCUCUACUGCUCCUCACAGAGGAAGGGAAGAUCUACUCCUUGGUAGUGAAUGAGACCCAGCUGGACCAGCCACGCUCCUACACGGUACAGCUGACCCUCAGGAAGGUGUCGCGGUGCCUGCCUCACCUUCGUGUGACGUGCAUGGCUUCCAACCAGAGCAGCACCCUCUAUAUCACAGACCAGGGGGGAGUGUAUUUUGAGGUGCAUACCCCAGGGGUGUAUCGUGAUCUCUUUGGGACCCUUCAAGCCUUUGACCCUCUGGACCACCAGAUGCCGCUUGCACUCUCCCUGUCUGCCAAGGUCCUAUUCUGUGCUCUUGGCUACAAUCACCUUGGCCUGGUGGAUGAAUUUGGCCGGAUCUUUAUGCAGGGAAAUAACAGAUAUGGGCAGCUGGGAACUGGAGACAAAAUGGACCGAGGGGAACCCACAUUGGUUCAUUAUCUACAGCGUCCCAUUGCCCUGUGGUGUGGCCUCAACCAUUCCUUGGUGCUGAGUCAGACUUCAGAUUUCAGCAAGGAGCUGCUGGGGUGCGGCUGCGGGGCUGGAGGCCGCCUUCCUGGCUGGCCUAAGGGGAGUGCCUCCUUUGUCAAGCUACAUAUCAAGGUUCCCUUGUGUGCCUGCUCCCUCUGCUCCACCAGAGAGUGUCUCUAUAUGCUGUCCAGCCACGACAUCGAACAAUGCCCAGUCUAUCGAGACCUGCCAGCCAGCAGGGUGGGGGGAAGCCCUGAACCUAGCCAGGGGGCUGGAGCCCCUCAAGACCCUGGGGGAACAGCCCAGGCCUGUGAGGAGUACCUCAGCCAGAUCCACAGUUGCCCCACGUUGCAGGACCGAAUGGCGAAGAUGAAGGAGAUUGUGGGCUGGAUGCCCUUGAUGGCGGCCCAGAAAGAUUUCUUCUGGGAGGCUCUGGACAUGCUGCAGAGGGCUGCUGGUGGGAGCGGCCCAGGCACCUCGAACCCUGAGAGCUGACCCUCCUCUAGCCUUUACUCCUGAAGGAAAUCGGGCCCUGGGCUAGGGGCUGAGGAGAGAUGGAGAGCAAACUACACUGUGUGUACACGGGAGCUGGGGUGGGGGUGGGGCUGGGUCGUGGGGAGUAGUGCUGGACGUGUCAGGGUAGCGUAGGGAACUCUUUUUUAAAUAUUCAGGGGGCUGCCCAGGUGGGGCCCCAACCUGACUAUCAUGGACAAGAAAUUUGAUGGACAAUAGAAUAAAAGGCUAAAGGAAGGCCUGUUUUGAAACCCUGGGCCUUACGGGGGACAACGGGGAAGGGAUGGAGGGGGCCUUGGCUGGGGAAGAGGGAGGGAGGGC